AUGGCUCUGCAUAUACCCGGUCUGAUCAUGAUGGUCCUCUUCUACCUAGUGGUUUUGGGUAUCGGCAUAUGGGCGUCUUUGAAAUCUAAGAAAAUGGAGAAAAACCUGAUCAAUGGGCAGAUUGAACUGUCUUUUUUGGCAAACAGGAGAGUGGGCUUGGCGGUGGGAGUCUUCACUAUGACGGCUACCUGGGUUGGAGGGGCCUUCAUUAUUGGAGUUGCAGAGACAGUUUACGACCCCACAAAGGGAUUGGUCUGGGCUCUUAUUCCCCUGCAAAUGUCCGCUUCCUUUGUAAUCGGUGGACUGUUCUUUGCAAAGCCAAUGAGGGACCAGAACUACAUCACCAUGAUGGAUCCAUUUCAGAGGAAGUAUGGAAAAACCCUCACAGGAUUUCUCUCCAUCGUUCCGUUCAUCAGUGAAAUGAUGUGGGUUCCUGUCACUCUCAUCUCUCUGGGUGUAACCGUGAGCGUCUUCUCUGAUCUCCCUCUAAGUCUUUGCAUCUGGAUCUCUGCUGCUGUGGCAAUCACCUACACCCUUCUCGGAGGUCUCUAUUCGGUCGCUUUCACCGAUGUCAUCCAGCUGUCUCUGGUGUUUUGUAGCCUGUGGUUGUGUGCUCCUUUUGUUCUGGCGAGCGACGUUUAUACCGACAUCACUCAGACAGCAUUCAACCACACACAGCGGGCGCCGUGGCUGGGCAGGAUCGAGUCUUAUGAUGUGUGGAGGUGGAUCGAUUACUUCCUUUCAAUGAGUGUAGGGAAUUUGGCAUUCCAGGAUUUCCACCAAAGGACCCUCUCCUCCAGCUCCACAUCCACAGCCAGGAUGAUCUGUUUUGUAGCUGCAGGGGUCGUCCUUGUUCUCGGGAUCCCACCUGUUCUCAUUGGUGCUGUUGCAGCCUCUACAGACUGGAAUCUAACCUCGUAUGGAUCUCCUUCACCAUAUGAGCGAGGAGAAGCCGCCAUGGUUUUGCCCAUCAUCCUUUUACAUCUGACCCCGACUGCUGUUUUUGUUGUUGGUAUGGGAGCUAUCGCCGGCGCUGCCAUGUCCUCUACGGAUUCUUGCCUGUUGGCAGCGACCUCCAUCUUCACCACCAACAUCUACAAGCUCAUCAGACAGCAGGCGUCUGAUAAAGAGCUGCAGUGGGUGAUUCGCUCCUCCAUCAUCGUCGUGGGGAUCGUGGGAACCUCCCUCACCUACCUGGACAGCAGCAUCUUGGCCUUCUGGCUCCUGAGCUCAGACUUGACCUACGCCAUCAUGCUCCCCCAGCUCGUCUGCAUCCUCUUCAUCAGGGUCUCCAACGGCUACGGGGCCGUCUGCGGCUACAUCGUGGCUUUUGUGAUGAGAGUCCUGUGUGGGGAGCCCGUGUUCAACCUGCCUGUAGUACUGCAUCUCCCAGGGUGCACUUUGGUGGAUGGUGUCUACAUUCAGCGCUCGCCUUUUAAGACCAUCUGCAUGCUGUGCUCUCUGGUGUCUAUUGUGUUGUUUUCAUAUGUGGCUUUAGUCCUGUUUGAGAAGGAGAUCCUUCCUGAGAGGUGGGACGUGUUUAAGGUGAAAUCACAGAGAGGAGAAACACCAGCAGGUGGCGCCAAAGAGCAGGAUGGUGAUGUUAGAAAUGAAAACGAUCCUAUGCUUGAUUCAAGCUGUUAA
This is a messenger RNA of Cheilinus undulatus (humphead wrasse), 1644 nucleotides long. RefSeq names its product high affinity choline transporter 1-like. The transcript is spliced from 8 exons. The record is from RefSeq and is a predicted model, not a curated record. Bases 1 to 1644 code for a protein of 547 amino acids. Gene Ontology annotation, molecular function: choline:sodium symporter activity. Gene Ontology annotation, cellular component: plasma membrane. Gene Ontology annotation, biological process: transmembrane transport; acetylcholine biosynthetic process; choline transport. Lineage: Eukaryota; Metazoa; Chordata; Actinopteri; Labriformes; Labridae.